AUGAGGAAUCCUAUGAUUGGAGUUGUGGGUUUGGUACAUGGUGGUUGUGUCAACUCCGUCACUUGCCUAGCCAUCAACUCCAAUUUCGAUACUAUAGUUACAGGGUCAGAUGAAGGUUUAAUCGUUUUAUGGCAGGCCCAGAUGCUACGCAGAAUAGACUCAGACGGGUUGAAAGAUUUUGCAAUAAAAAUUUUUCCCACAUCAAUAUCUGUUACAUCUAGAUUUCCAGCAACAACACCAAUUUUGGAUGUUUGUUUCGUUGCAAGUCCAUUACCAAACACCCAUUUGGGGAUUAGAGAAAAUUUGGCAUCACUUCAUGGCGACAAUUCAAUUUGCAUUUGGUCCAUGAUCGAUGCCAGAUGCAUUGCCCGCGUUAACUCCACCUUCAAACUUGACAGGCUUGCAGUUUUGGCCGAUCGAAGGUUUUUAGCAGCCUUUGGCCAAGGAAUUCACAUUCUGGACACUUGGAACUUGGAGAUCAUUGCAAAUCUACAUACUGUACAACCAAUACUGGAUCUCGCCUGCACACAACAUCCCCAACUACACAGCGUAACAGCAUGGCCGAAACAAAAGCAGUUAAUUUGUGCCAUUACAAAUGGCGAAUUAAAUUGUUGGGACGUUACAGAUUCGUGCAAAACAAAGCAUUCACCAUUAUCCAAGACGGAAUACACCUUGAAUUGUGAAUUAUCAGACACACAAGCGCAGUUGAAUGAUUACAACAAUACUAUAAACAAAGUGAAGAUACCACUAAUCUCAGUCAGUAUAAAUAACAAAACAGGUAAAAUUGGGUUAAAAAAUCAAAUUUGUGUAUCAACAAAUCUGAUUUUCGCGAUUUCGGGACCCCGAAUAACCGUCUGGAUCACGUCAAACAGCAACAACGAAUUGUAUCCGCUCAUGGAUUUUCUGAAUCCAGAUAUAAAUAACAAUUCUAAUUUCACCAGUAAUUCAAAUUGGCUCUACAUACAGCUGAUUGAUUUAUCAAAAUUGCAAAACUUGAGUGGUAAUGAUGAUAUGUAUUGUAACUUUAUGGAGACUUACAAAACAGCACUAGUGGCAUGUAACGACCAAAAUAAGGUGUAUUGCUACAUAUUACCAGAGCACACAAGCAUUUAUGACGAAUAUACGCGCUUUCAUUCCCUGGUAAAGGCUACCUAUGUUGGAGAGUUCACCAAGAAUGUUUACAACCCAACAACAGUCCCAAUAUUUAUAACUAGAGGAUUUAUAACAAAUUGUAUUGUUAAAAACGACGGAUAUGAGAAUUGUUGUCUGAAUUUCACCGCUAUUUUAGCAAAUUCACAAGGCAUAUUCGUACAGCAUUUUAUAAAGAUUGUUGACGGCAUAAAUGAUAUGGACUAUGGGCUGGAAAUGGUAUAUUCAAUGGAAAACAUCCUACCAAAACCACCCAGCUCUGUAAUUAAAUUAUCGGCAAUGGCGACAUUUAAGGUCAAUAACUCAUCGUACAUCGCAUACUGUCUUGCAAAUGGAAGCGUCUGUUGCAUUGGGAGAAAUGGGAUAAUAAAACUCCAAUCACCGAAGACACUGCUAGAUUUUGUCACUACAAAUAAUAAAAUAACACUACGACAUCGAAUACUCUACCACUUUCAUACAAAAUGCACAUCAAAUGACUUAAAUCCCGUCAGCAACGGCUCUACAGCAUAUGUAAAACACAUACUAUCAGUGAAUGAUCACCUCAUUCUAACUGAUAGUUACACGACUUGUGUCUACAAAUUUUCGGAUGAAAUUUAUCCAGUCUUUCUAACCUCGGGAUGGCAUGCACAUAAAAUAGCAUCUGUUCACCCUGUAAUUGUACCCAUGGGCUCGCUUAUACGCCAGUCAUUGGAUCAUUUUGCCACGGUUGAUUUUAGCGGCAGGAUUAUAAUUUGGUACCUAUUAUCAUCAAACACUUGCCUAACGUACUAUGGAGAAUUACCUUCCAGCCAUUAUAUGCUGGAAAGGGCUGGAGUUAGAAAUAUACACAAGAUUGUGUUGGAUGAAGCCAGAUCAUUGGCAAUAAUAAUUACCCUUAAGCGAGUUCUAAUUUGGUCACUCGAAACAAAAAGUUUGAUUUCAAACGAGUCAAAAUGGAAGUACAUAACAUUUUUCCGAUCCAAAAACAAGUCUGGAUCAACUUCCAACGUUACAGAUCCCUUUACAUCAUUAGUACCGCAGAUUAAAAGGGUUGUAUAUGGGAGCAACAUAAAUAUUGAUGGCAGUAAUUACCGCGGGAGUAGCAAAAACGGAUUUAAAUUUAGCGUACCGCGUUACCACAAUGUGUUAUUUUGCAAAGAUUUAUUCAAGGACGAAUCUCUUAAUAGUGGCGGUGGUAUUACCUGUGCGAAUUUACAGCUAAAAGGACGGGGAAAUAGAUUGACCCGACUGUCAAUAAUUGCUUCCACUAUAACCAGUCAAAUGGCUUGGUUGGUAUCGUUGGAAACCUUUCCUGUAAAAUUUUUGCCCUGUACGCUCGGUGGAUUUUGGAUCACAAUGCACUUAACUCUUUCAAUUGCCCAGCGUUACAAAGAAAAAUGCGAGCAACGCAGAAUUUUGGAGACUCCUGAUAUCAGACUAUCUAUUUACAGCGUCAGAUCUAGUCAUUUAUGCAACUUAUUGGAUCUAUCUCAUACCCCUUAUAAUUUGUAUAAGACCACAAAAGAGUACUUUGGCAAAUUAUAUAAUACCGUACAAUUAGGACCUGAUAUCGAUCGUAUUUGGUUGCUGGGCCAUUAUGUUUUAAUCGGUUCUCUACCUGGACAGACUAUUGACUUGAUAAUCAUGGGAAGGAAGGCAGAGCAUCUCCUCCGUAAAUUAUUUUCAAGCUUCAAUGACACCUUGAGUGUCCAUGCAAUGGCGCUUCUAUUGGGAAUAAUAAUGACUACUCGAUUUUACAUCCAAAAAUUGAAGGUUUUAUCCUACCCCCCGUCGAUUUACGUCAUUGACAAAUGGACAUACAAUUAUCUAUUGACUCACAAAAUCCAAGACAAAUUACUGGUAUCCGAUAUGGAGAAAAUGGAGAUAAUAACAAUCACGGAAGAGGAUGCAGAAAAUUUGAAGAAAUUGCCGAGAACCGACUCAUUUAGAAGCAAAAAAACAAUUUCAACUGGAGCUCUGCAUGCGGGAUUGACACCACAAUUCCCAAUAACAGACCUUGCCUGUAUGCUACUAUCUAUUCUUGUAUAUGAAAAGCCCGUUAUUGCAUCUAAUACAUUUGCAUACAUAGACAACCCCGCUACUACAUUUGGGUCUCCAUGCGAUACCGGUAAUAGUAAUAGGGUAUUUUUAGGCGAAGAGAUUUUCAUUAUCGCUGUACGAUUGUUGGGAUGCAAGAUAUUUUGUUACACAGAAUGCUUUAACCGCCUACCACCUACAAUUCCCCCAUUCAAUGGGUUUGUGAAGAUUAAUCAUAUGGAAUUAUUUACACGCCUACUAACCUGCCUGUUCCCGCUAUUACCAUUUGGUUCCUGCGGUGGAUUAGCUGGCAAUAUUGUGAAUAAUGUGAUGUUAGGAUACCCUCACACGAUAAUUGGCAUCAAGAAUGAGUUCAAACGCAUUAUAACGGCGUCUGCAAUACAUUCCCCCGACACGCUGUCAAAUUCAUUGCAUUUUGCCCAGCUCAGCAGUCAUUUUGUUGCCGAAAUCAUCCACCACCUUCUGGCACAUGAUCUGAUACGGCCUGAAACUCUGCAUUUAUACGCCUACUAUAUAGUUACUACAUUGACUACUGGAAAGGAAAUUAAGAAAUUUUUGUUUGGUUUUCCCAUGAUAUCUCUGCACGGUGAUGUCAUUGCCUUCGGGUACACCAACGGUAAUAUCCACCUUUACAACACUUGCAAUGGCCAAUUAAUAAAGGAACUUUUUGCCCAUGACUCUGCAGUAGCAUGUUUGGUGCUGGAUUCAUCUGGUGAGAACAUAGCGGCUUACCAACAUCAGGAACCGGCCCUGCACGUGUGGAAGGUGUCAAGUUACAACUUUUUCAAAAGUUUCACCGCCUCAACAAGCAUGCACCGGAAGUUGGAGCUGAAGAGAUUGCAGGGUGACUUUAAUGAAGGGCUGGAGGGAGUGAAGAUACAGUUUAAGUCCAAGGAUGAGUGGUUUUUGCACAGAGAGGAUGGACGGGCCUAUAUUGUAAGGGGGUGA
This is a messenger RNA of Babesia microti strain RI, 4134 nucleotides long. Its product is annotated as conserved Plasmodium membrane protein, unknown function. The record is from RefSeq and is a predicted model, not a curated record. Gene Ontology annotation, molecular function: protein binding. The coding region runs from base 1 to 4134 and encodes 1377 amino acids. The transcript has 2 exons. Gene Ontology annotation, cellular component: cytoplasm. NCBI's taxonomy places the organism in Eukaryota, Apicomplexa, Aconoidasida, Piroplasmida, Babesiidae.